This is a messenger RNA of Temnothorax curvispinosus, 1734 nucleotides long. Its product is annotated as sesquipedalian-1-like. The transcript has 3 exons. Gene Ontology annotation, cellular component: recycling endosome; early endosome; trans-Golgi network. The record is from RefSeq and is a predicted model, not a curated record. Lineage: Eukaryota; Metazoa; Arthropoda; Insecta; Hymenoptera; Formicidae. Bases 443 to 1090 code for a protein of 215 amino acids. Gene Ontology annotation, biological process: endosome organization; retrograde transport, endosome to Golgi; receptor recycling.
CAAAAGGCAGCGAGAAUCCUCAUUAAUAAGAUAAAAUAAUAAGAAGAAGCGUAAACAAACUUGAGUGUCAAAUUUUGAAAAAGAAGAAGAAUAUAAAACAGGCUAUUCUUGAGUGUACUACCAGGAUUGUGAUUUUUUUCUGACAUAAUUUUCGUGACGCGGUAUUUGCGCAACGUAUAAACGCAUAAUACGUAUUACAUACAUAUGUGCACCUACGAUGGUGAAGUAUCUCGUAAUAUCCUUGUCGAAUUUCUUCUCGAAAUGAAGAAAUGAUACUGCGAUAUUACAUUCUUCUAAUGAAGGAGAAGACGUAGUGCGCCUACGUGAACCCACAUAACCUCUCGUGCCACAGUAGGUUCUACAACGCAAUUUGACAAACUUCAUCGCCAGUUACGAGAAAAUCGUAGAUCGGGAGUACAACAAGAGUAAGUUGCUAAAAACCAUGAAAAUCAAUGAGAAAAAUAUGGUUGCGUUCGCGACCUCUGCGACGCCGGUAGAUCGCGAAGGUUGGUUGAAUAAACGCGGAGAGAUCAAUCGCGGAUAUCAGAGGCGAUGGUUCGUACUCAAAGGAAAUAUAUUAUUCUAUUUCGAUCGUCGCGGUGAUAAAGAGCCGGUGGGCAUGAUCGUGCUUGAGGGCUGUACGAUCGAACUGGCGGAGGACGAGGAGCAGUUUGGCUUCAAGAUAGUUUUUCACGGGCCGAACAACAGAAGUUAUGUUUUAGCGGCAGAGUCUCAGGAAUCUAUGGAACAAUGGAUGAAGGCAUUGGCGUGUGCCAGUUACGAUUAUAUGAAACUUAUGGUAACAGAACUGCAACGUCAGUUGGAUGCUGUGGAAGAGGAAACAGCAUCCACUCCAAUUCAACAAUCUCCUAAGGCUCCGCCGAGACAGCGGCAUAAUCCCUUCAAUAAGCCAGACUCCCAUCAUCGUUCUCAGAGCGUCAGGUCGGCGCCUGGUAGGACGGAAAACGUACCUCGGACUAGAAUUACAUUUCGUGAGCUCCAUACAGCAUAUGGUAGGCGAAUCUUGGCGGAUCUAAAUGCGUGGAGACACGCAAGGAAAAGUGCAGAGGCACCCUUAAUAACUCUAUAACUGCACAUAUUUUGCGUAGAUAACAUUGAACAAAGUACGCUUGAACAUUGUAUACAAUCCAUGAGAAUUACUGGCCCAAGGAGUCAGCUAUAUGUUAACAGACAGAAUCGAUAGGAAGUAAUUUAUGUUAUAUUGAGUGUGUAUGUGUGUGUGUGUAUGCAUGUAUGUAUGUCGUGCGUGUACAAAUGUAAAAUUAAUUUAUUUAGAUAAAAAUAGAUUGUUUUCGUAAAAUGUAAUUCUCUCUUUGCUUGUAAUAUUCUGUACAUAAAUUUCCCGAACAAUUUUUAAUUCUUGGUAAUAUCUACGCUGAGAUUAUUAUGAUAGAUAUGAGAUAAUUGCGUGAUAAUAGAAAAAAUAGCCACAAAUAAAGUGAUAAAAAGAUUAUUUUCAGAUUUCUUAUACAUUUUUUUUUAAAUUAUUGCGAUAUCACAUCUUUUUGCCAUCAUAAACGCUGUACGAAAAAGAUGAAAAUGUAGAUGUUUCAAUAUUUUAAGACAAUGUAUAUAGGUAUAUAUAUACAUAUAUAUGUUAAGUUUUACAUCACAAGUUAUUUGUACAAUUUAAUUUAGACGACAAAAACAUGAAUUUACAACGCGCGUAACGUUUAUCAACACCACAAUAAAUAAAUUACUAUGAUUACAUAA